CUGUAAACCAGUAAAUCCCAAAACAUGCCGGUGUGCAUUAAAGUAAAAAAAAAUAAAUAAAUUAAUUAAAAAAAUGCAUUGUUUAUUGUUAAAAGCACAAAAAACUACAUAAACCAUGCAGCAAAACAAGGUACUACCUUCCGCCUUCUCGUUUCUCAUUGGUUGUUUGUAUUUCCAUCCUGACCAAUCACGUGUACUAGUGAGACACAACCAGGAAGUAAGAAGCGGAAUUGAAGUUUGAAGAGCUCCAGCAUAGAAUAUUUGCGCUAAAAUAAUAGUAUAAACGUUGACAUACACAAGGAACGUGGAGUUCUGUUUUCUUGUCUCGCCACUGGCCUGUAGCUAUUUUUAAUUUUCUACUUUUCAAAGGUUUCCCGGUGUCUCCAGUUGAGCUGCAUCGCUAACGGCAUGGAGUUAAAAGGAGUAGAGAAGUGCUGCUGUGUUGUGAAGUUGUCAAAGGCAUUUUCUGCAAAGAAAGCAUCGAGUUGCAGCGGGGUUAUCGUCCAUCCUCAAACUGGGACAAUAAUAUGUGCCGGUCUCCCGUUUUCACGUUUUAUUACCGACAGAGAGCCCCGCUGCUCGGACAACGGCUUCCUGUCACCGCGCAGCUUCAGUGACAAACUUAAAAUCCGCGUCAGCUUUUCUCCUCAGUCGGACUUGGAGAUCUGCCAAAACGCGCAGGGAGAAUUAUUCACACGAAACCGAACCAAAACAACACGGCAACUGGAAGUUGCCGCCGAGUUGUUGAUGCUGGUAGACUGUGUGGAGUUUAAAGAGACUUUCCAGGAAGUUUUCCGAGAGGCUGACCAGUGGCGUUUCCAUGGCGAUGAGGAGGAUAAGGAACUGAUCAGAGAUGCCCAGUUCCUCAGCUGGUUCGCCGUACUCAAGGCAACACCUGCGGCUGACAGCUGCUCAGACUCGGGGACCAUCCCCUGGCAGAGCGGCUCAUCUCUUCAGAAAGGCAGCCCAGUUGUUGCAUGUGGUUCGCCCUUUGGCUCCCUCUGCUUAGAUCUCUUUUACAGCACCCUCAGCAGGGGCAUCAUUAGUAACUUGGCUGGAGAGGACAACGCUGUCAUCCUCACAGAUGCCCGAUGCCUGCCGGGCACAGAGGGCGGAGGGUUGUUCGAGGUGAAAGGCGCAGACGACCUGCGUCUCAUUGGGCUGAUCGUGUCUCCGUUUGGCUGGAAGGCCAAUGAGUGGAUCGGCCUCACUCUCGUCUGCUCCAUCCACUCCAUCUUCAGGAGUGUCAUGUGCUGCACGAGCGCUCAAGAUCCGUCCCGAGAUGUUUGGCUCCAUCCGGGAGAGACGGGCCUCCGCAUGUCCACCACAGCUCACGAGUCAACAGCUGUUAAAUACCCAACUGUGUGCUAUGUGGACAGUGGACAUUUUUGGGGCUCAGGGGUUGUUGUCACCUCUCAGCUGGUCGUGACGUGCCGGCACGUGGUCUACAGGAAAUCCAGAGUCACCCUGAAGUUUUAUCACAGGGACAGAGUCCGCAAUGUCGUAGGAGAUGUCCUGUUUUCCACAAAAGCGUCUUCACCCUAUGACUUGGCCUUGGUACAGCUUAGAGACUCCAUCCCAGAUGCUGUGGUUCCCCGAAUGUCACAGAGUUUCAGUCUAGGGGAUCCUGUAGUUGUGGUGGGAUACGGUGGGUUGGGUUGGAGCUGUGGUCCAUCUCUUACCUGCGGCGUCGUCUCCAAAGCCAUCAGCUUGAACAACCAGCCGGUCAUGCUCCAGACCACAUGUGCGGUGCAAGCAGGAGCCAGCGGAGGUGCUGUGGUGCAGAAACACUCAGGAGAGCUGCUGGGUAUUGUGUCCAGCAACACAAGAGACUUGGCUACCAAAGUCACCUACCCGCACCUCAACUUUAGCAUCCCCGUGACCGUCUUCCAGGGAUUGUUGCAGCGCUUUGAACAGACGAGGGAUGUGAACAUUUUCCAGGUGCUGGACUCCGCAGAAAAAGAAGUCAGACAGGUGUGGAGGCUACAAGGUGCUCAAAGCAAGCUAUAACUGACAACCCUGCAUUUUGAUACAUGCUAGAGAAAAAAAAAUUAUGAUGUGCAAACUCAUAUUAGAUAAUCAAGUUGACAUCAUGUGCAUUAUUUUAAAAGAAAAUCGUUAUUUCCUAUUCUAUAACUUAAUAUAGACUUUGUGAUAAUAAAUUUACAUGUCUGAAGGAGCUAAUGUUAAUAGAAAAAUACUUAAAUGACUACUUUAACAGUUACAUUGUUUAUUUAUUUGUACUGUAAUUAAUUAAAUAAAAGUUUAUUGAGGUAACACUUAGUGUAUGCCAGGUGUAUGUACAGUUUUAAAAAACAGUUUUAAAAGUAUCCACACUCUGAGCUACACGACUGAAUGAAAUGAAUGAAUUAUUAAUUAUCCUUAUGUCUUCACCAUGUAAAGUCAUAUUUCACAUCACACACCUGAUCUUUGGUUAUUUCACAUUUACAGCAUCAAAAAAAAACACAUUUUCUGGAAGCAUGUGUCAUGAUUUACUCCUGGUACUGGCACACAUGAUUUGUUUUUACCAAGCUGGAGGAAUAUUCAGCAUAAUAAGCUGACAGGCUGCUGAAUAUGAUUGGUCCCUUUGGGCAGCCGGGGAGCUGCUGUUGGUAUCAGGUAUUCAGGCAUCUGUUGGCAGGCAUACCCACUCACGGCUAACACAUUUGAGGUUUCACCCACUGGGACAUUACUGGUAGUGAUUUCCAUUAUCACAGAAAUGUGAAACUGAGAAAUGACAUUUCAGAGGAUUGGUUACUGUCAAUUUUUACAAUGCGAAGACAAGCUUUCUUAGCCUGAGCUCCCGAGGAUGUGCCUACACUGUAACAUGCUCAAAGGUUUCCAUUUCACCGUUCCCAGACUGAAUAGUUCACAGCGGAGAGGCUUGAGCAAUGUCCCGAGGAGGCUGAAGAAAAAGCUUUCUAUAGGCUUUGUGCUGUUAGAAGUGCUGAUAUGCAGACGUGGCUCUAUAUCUUAUUUCUGCUGGUUUCCCAUAGCUAUACUUCACUGCAGUAUAGUGUAAGGCAGGAGGAGAGGUGAGCUGACGAUAGAGAAUGGGUCGCACAGAGAGGCGAUGGUAGAUUUAAACAGUGUUUUAAAUGUUAUAGUGUAGAAAAGUGCGAUCUGAUUCCUUUUUCCUAAUUCAUCCUGGGGGAACCUGAUUUCUCCAAUUACAAGUAAGCACCUGGUUGUUCCAGUCACUAGUCACAGACUUUCCUAAUAAACCACCCAAUUCCCCGCCAGUCUUUCAGUACUGAAGAAGCCACUUGUAUAAGUUGAAAAAGGUCUUCAAGAAAGUCCAGCCUACCCUUUGUUUCGUUUGAGCUUUGUUUUUUUACGGAUGUAUCAUGACCCAGAUGAACUGCACAAACAAUCCCAGAAAAAAAGGAAGGGGGCUGUGAUGCAGUGAUGAUGGAAGAGGUGGUAAUAACGCAUAAUAUUUGACUGUUCGGUGCAGGUCACAAACGAGUCCGUCUCAAACUGUCGCGACCGUGUUUACUUCUUUCCCUUCAGAGCAUAACGGUUGACUGUCAGACUUCAUCAGGGCUGUGUGCUGCUGCGUGGAAAAAUGUGAUGUGAAAUCUAGCAUUUCUCACCGGAUUUGACUUUGCAUUUCACCUCGGUGGAGAAAGUAACCAGUUUAGCCAUCCUUUAACUUUCCUUUGAGCCUUCGUCAGGUCAAAAUUGCUGCUGCUGCUGUUCUUUUGUGUUCAGUAACAAUUAGCCACUGGCUGCUAAGAUGAAAGGGAACACCAGAAAGAGCUCGGACUCAGAUGUACGGUGGCCAGCUGGGCCACAUAGACCAGUUUAUUUUCUUCAACUUUUUUUUAUUAAACACAAUAAUUGAUUCACAUUAUGAUGCGAUGCACACUUGCCAGCUAAGCAGUACACUCUGCUAGUUGUUCAAGGCAUGGGUUACGGGACUAAUAGGCGACAUUCUGUCUUCUGAUACACACAUUAUAUACAAGCUAAAGAGUGACGCGUGAGAACCGUUGUCUUAAUAAGUCAUGGAUGGGACAGAGCACUACUGUCACAUACGAGCCGAAGCGUAUGAAAUGAAAAUGGUGAGGUGAAAGGGUGCUUUUCAAUAUUCUGCCGUGACUUCUUUUCUAUAAUCUGUUUUCGGUCUAAAAAGCCAAAAGUGGUUACUGGCUAAAUGCUGUCAAUCUGCAAGCACAAUAGAUGAAAAAGAGCCAAUUUGGACUAUUGAAAUGCACCCAGUCUUGCUUCAUUUUUUUUUUUUUAAUGCAAGCCCAUGACAAGCAC
Molecule: messenger RNA, 4266 nt
Organism: Mugil cephalus (flathead mullet)
Lineage: Eukaryota; Metazoa; Chordata; Actinopteri; Mugiliformes; Mugilidae
Gene: tysnd1
Product: trypsin like peroxisomal matrix peptidase 1
Exons: 4
Coding region: 409-2010 (533 amino acids)
Biological process (GO): protein processing; regulation of fatty acid beta-oxidation
Cellular component (GO): peroxisome
Molecular function (GO): serine-type endopeptidase activity
Source: RefSeq, a predicted model, not a curated record